Messenger RNA from Anopheles coustani, 573 nucleotides. RefSeq names its product larval cuticle protein A2B-like. Lineage: Eukaryota; Metazoa; Arthropoda; Insecta; Diptera; Culicidae. The record is from RefSeq and is a predicted model, not a curated record. Bases 1 to 573 code for a protein of 190 amino acids. The transcript has 2 exons. Gene Ontology annotation, cellular component: extracellular matrix.
AUGCACUCCAAAAUUUGUAUUGUCCUGCUGGUCGGUUUGGCUGUUGCUAAUGCGGCUGUUCUGCCAGUUCAUCACCACGACUACGAAGAUCAUCACAGCCCGGUCGAGUAUCACUUCGCCUACGAAGUGCACGAUGACCACACCGGCGAUGUCAAGAGCCAGCACGAGGAACGCCACGGUGACAAAGUAACGGGCCAGUACUCUCUUGUCGAUGCGGACGGCUAUCGGCGUGUUGUGGACUACUCCUCGGACAAACACACCGGCUUCGUGGCCAAGGUGCACCGUGAGCCUGUGAAGGGUCACCAUGUGGUGGUUGCUGCGCCGAAGAAAACUCACCUCGUCCCGGCGGUGCACUACGUGAAAACGGUUGCCGUGUCCCCGGUGGUACAUCAUGUCGUGCCUCAUGUGCAUCAUGUCGAAGCUGUGCACCACGUUGAACCAGUGCACCAUGUGGAGCUGCAUCACGCCGUGCCGCAGGUGCAUGUCCUCAAGCCGGUGGUUCAUCUGAAGGAGAAGCACAAUGCUCACUCGCACACUAGCUUCAAGAGUGGCAACGUGAGCUACCAGUACUAA